Danio aesculapii is the source of this 1856-nucleotide messenger RNA. It is a transcript of the gene ywhabl, whose product is annotated as tyrosine 3-monooxygenase/tryptophan 5-monooxygenase activation protein, beta polypeptide like. The coding region runs from base 122 to 859 and encodes 245 amino acids. NCBI's taxonomy places the organism in Eukaryota, Metazoa, Chordata, Actinopteri, Cypriniformes, Danionidae. The transcript has 6 exons. The record is from RefSeq and is a predicted model, not a curated record. Gene Ontology annotation, cellular component: cytoplasm. Gene Ontology annotation, biological process: signal transduction.
GAUUGGCGGGAAACCCCGUGGAUUAGCCCGACCGACAGCCCGUGAGGAUCAGCUGAGAGCCGCGGUUAGCUUAGCUCAGACAGGACCAUCGUUAUUCCCAGACACUCAGCACUGAGCAGCCAUGGACAAGAGCGAGCUAGUGCAAAAAGCCAAGCUGGCCGAGCAGGCAGAGCGCUACGACGACAUGGCAGCCGCUAUGAAGGCUGUCACUGAGGGUGACAUUGAACUGUCGAACGAGGAGCGCAACCUGCUCUCGGUGGCCUACAAGAACGUGGUGGGUGCCCGUCGCUCAUCCUGGAGGGUUGUCUCCAGUAUCGAGCAGAAGAUGGAGGGCAGUGACAAGAAGCAGCAAAUGGUCAAGGAAUAUCGGGAAAAGAUCGAGAAGGAGCUGAAGGAGAUCUGCAAUGACGUACUGGUUCUUCUGGACAAGUAUCUCAUCCCCAAAGCGACCCCAGCUGAAAGUAAAGUCUUCUAUCUGAAAAUGAAAGGCGAUUACUUUCGCUACUUAGCAGAGGUGGCUGUGGGAGAGGAGAAAAACGCUAUCAUUGGCAAUUCGCAGGAGGCCUACAAGGAUGCGUUUGAAAUCAGUAAGGCAGAGAUGCAGCCCACACACCCCAUUCGUCUGGGUCUCGCUCUCAAUUUCUCCGUAUUCUACUAUGAGAUUCUCAACUCGCCCGAACAGGCCUGCAAGCUCGCCAAAACAGCUUUUGAUGAGGCCAUCGCAGAGCUCGAUUCACUGAAUGAAGAAUCCUACAAAGACAGCACAUUGAUCAUGCAGCUACUGCGGGACAACUUGACACUGUGGACUUCAGAUAACCAGGGCGAAGGCGAAGACGCCGAGGAGGGCCGGGAAAACUGAGUCUGGCUCUGUCCGUCCUUCCCCCUGUCAUUCACCUGCCAUCAUUCCAGCUCACCAUCAAACACUGAGACCACCUCAUCAUCCACCUCUGUCUCUUUUAGUUCUUUUACUCUCGCGCCUUCCUUUGCUUUCUUCCUUCCCUGUCAUUGUGGGGUUUUUUUCUAAGGAUUUGUGUAACGGGAGGAGGGUGGGACGGGUUAAUUAAGCGGGGUGGGUGGGCACUCGGGAUGCGUUGGGUCGGGACGGGGGACUGGGAGGGGAUGAGGUUUUGUCUGCCUUGUUUUCUCCGUGGGUCGUUGCUUUAGCGUGGAUGAAUGCGGGUGAGGGCAAGUUCUCAGCUCAUGCAAAGUUGCAAGUCAAACCCUUUUGUUAUUCGUAUACUGUAUGUAAAUCUCAGUCCAGGGGUCUGUGCGUUUGUCGUACAGCUGCAGUUUAGCGUCUGCAUUAUAUAAGCCCUUUUCUUCGAGUAGAAGUGAGGUUAGCAGUGCUAGUCUUUAGCUAGGAAAGAAGCAACUGUUUGCUCACGUCCUGUAAAAUGAUGGACAAAAGAAAAAAAGGUUACAUUCCAUUUAUUGUCAUUUUCAAAUCUCCAAUUCCAGGAAUUUGGUGCCCUGCAAAUGGCAUUUAUAUUUUUCCCCGUUAAUCACGAGGUAUGGAGGACCCAAGAACAAAGAGCACAUAAGCUUGAUGCUGUUACUGUAUGACUGUACAAGCCGAGUAGUUGGAUAUACUAGCGUAAUUUUGUUUUUCCAGGUAUGGUUUGUUUUAGUUUAUUUAAUUUUAUUAAUUUUUUUUUUCUCCAUUGAUUUCUUUUGAUACUUGCCUAAUUUGCAUGUGGCUAUGAAGUAGUUAAUAUGGGGAGGAAAGGGAGAUCGUGGGCCGGCUAGCUUUGUGUCAUGUCUCUGGAUUUUUUUCAUACAGAACACCCAAGCAUAAAUGUUAUUUGGAGGGAAAAUAUGUAAUUUCAUGUAAGUGGAUUAAAAAUAAUUUAACACAA